This is a messenger RNA of Xenopus tropicalis (tropical clawed frog), 1656 nucleotides long. NCBI's taxonomy places the organism in Eukaryota, Metazoa, Chordata, Amphibia, Anura, Pipidae. The record is from RefSeq and is a predicted model, not a curated record.
GCUGAGUGCUGGGUGCUGGGUGCUGAGUGCUGAGUACUAAGUGCUGGGUGCUGGGUGCUGAGCGCUGGGUGCUGGGUGCUAAGCGCUGGGUGCUGGGGGGCCGGUAGAGCUGGUUCUAGGGUAGAUGUUCUGGUGCUGCUUGUUGGGGUCUGGGCUGAAUGUUCAGGGUUCUGGCUUGCGGGCUGUAGGCUAGAGGUUUGGGGGUGAGUGUAGCGCAGUAUUUCGGGGUGUCUCUGGGAGGGGGCUGUGCCGGAGGGUUGGGGGUACUUACCCUGCUGCUCCAGGCAGCGCACACAAGGAGGUCCCGGGGCUGGGGGGCAGUAACAUGGAGGAACAGACUGAGCAAAGCCCCGGGGCCCCCCAUCAGCCGGAACCGGGGGCCUCCCCGCCCCCCCUGCACCCCGCGGCCCCCUCGCACCGGACCACUAACUUCUUCAUAGACAACAUUCUCCGGCCGGACUUUGGCUGCAGGAAGGAGCCCCCCGGCAGGGACAACCCCAGCCCCUUGCACGGCCACCAGGGGGACCCGACCCCCAGCCCCGACUCGGACACCCCGUCGGACAGUUCCAAGGGCAGCGACUCCAACCCGGCUCUGCUCCUGGUGGGCAACUCUGCGACCCCCGCCCGCAAGAACGACCCCAUGGUGUGGCCCGCCUGGGUCUACUGCACUCGCUACUCCGACCGGCCCUCCUCCGGGCCCAGGACCCGCAAGCUGAAGAAGAAGAAGAGUGAGAAGGAGGACAAGAGGCCCAGAACGGCCUUCACUGCUGAGCAGCUCCAGAGACUGAAGGCUGAGUUCCAGGCCAAUCGCUACAUCACAGAGCAGAGGAGACAGACCUUGGCCCAAGAGCUGAGUCUCAAUGAAUCCCAAAUAAAGAUCUGGUUCCAGAACAAAAGGGCCAAGAUCAAAAAGGCAACAGGGAUGAAGAACGGGCUGGCUCUGCACCUCAUGGCUCAGGGACUGUACAACCACUCGACUACUACUGUCCAGGAGAAGGAGGAGAGUGAGUGAGGGCAGCGCCCCCCGGUGACUGUGCCAAUCAUCUACUACUACUGUGCAGGACAGUGAGCAAAGGGGGCAACUCUGCCCGGUGACUGUGCCAAUCAUCUACUACUACUGUGCAGGACAGUGAGCAAAGGGGGCAACUCUGCCCGGUGACUGUGCCAAUCAUCUACUACUACUGUGCAGGACAGUGAGCAAAGGGGGCAACUCUGCCCGGUGACUGUGCAGCUGCUGUUCUGCUACUGGGCAGGAGAGGGAGCCAAUGGGCCAGUCCGGUGCCGGUACCGGUUGUGCAGCACAGACCCCAGGGAAAUCCUCCCAGUAACGGGGGAAUCUCCGCUUCUUGUUGCCCCUGUGGUGCAAAAUGGGACCCCCCAUAAUAUGGAUACAAUGAACUCCUCCUCAGUGCGGACCCUACAGAUACAGCUUUUGCUGUACGGACCCCAAUGUCCCCCCUCGUCAAUUCCAGGGUUUCUGACUGUUCCCCUUUAACUGUAGAACCAGUUUCUGGGCCCCAAAACCCAAGCGCCGAACUGCCCUUUAAAGCCAAAGAUUUUCUGCUGUUGGAGUUUGUGUAACGUGAAUAAAGUGCGUUGUGCCCGGAGCGACUGCCCUAACUUAUUGCCCCAAUAAACCCAGCCAAUCACACGUCA